Hordeum vulgare subsp. vulgare (domesticated barley) is the source of this 1550-nucleotide messenger RNA. Its product is annotated as transcription factor PIF3-like. Bases 154 to 1170 code for a protein of 338 amino acids. Lineage: Eukaryota; Viridiplantae; Streptophyta; Magnoliopsida; Poales; Poaceae. Gene Ontology annotation, molecular function: protein dimerization activity. The record is from RefSeq and is a predicted model, not a curated record. The transcript has 7 exons. Gene Ontology annotation, cellular component: nucleus.
CAACACUAAAAAGAAGCCACGCUCCUUCCUUCCUCCCUCCCCUCCCCUCCCCUUCCCUCUCUCUCCCCCCCGCUCCGCUCCCCACGCUUCUCUCUCCCCCCCUGCUCCGUGGGGUGGCGUGCGGCGGCGAGAAGGUGGCCGUGGCCGGGCGGGAUGGAGGAGGAGCAGCGGGACGGCGGGUUUGGAGGGGGCGGGGGCGGGGCGGUGAGGGAGCUGGUGCUGAUGCAGCAGGAGCGGAGGCGGCGGCGGGAGGAGGAGGAGGAGGAGGUGCGGCGCCAGAUGUUCGGCGGAGGGGCGGCCUUCCACGCCGCGGCGGCCGCGGCCGCGCUGGGCCAGCAGCAGCACCACCACCAGGCGGCGGAGUACGGCGACAUCGGGGCCGGCGCCGGAGGCGCGUUCUACGAGAGCGAGGCGGGCGGGUCGUCGGAGCCCGAGCCGCACGGGACGUCCGACCGCCCGCGCGGGGGCGGCGGGUCCGGCAGCAAGCGCACCCGCGCCGCCGAGGUGCACAACCUCUCCGAGAAGCGGCGGAGGAGCAGGAUCAACGAGAAGAUGAAGGCGCUGCAGAGCCUGAUACCCAAUUCCAACAAGACUGACAAGGCGUCGAUGCUCGACGAGGCCAUUGAGUAUCUCAAGCAGCUGCAGCUCCAAGUACAGAUGCUGUCUAUGAGAAACGGGGUUUACUUGAACCCAUCGUAUCUAUCUGGAGCACUUGAGCCUGUGCAGGCAUCACAAAUGUUUGCAGCACUUGGUGCUAGUGGGAGAAAUGUGGCGGCACCAAGCUCCGGGGCAGUAGCGCCACCUGUAAACCAAAGUUCAGGAGCUCAUCUUUCAUUCGAUCCGAUGAAUUCUCCUCAACAAAAUCAACCACAGCCUCUUGUGUUAGCAAGCUGCCCUAAAACAACGAUUCCAGAGCCCCCAUUUCACUUGGAGUCGUCACAGUCCCACCUUCAGUCAUUUCAGUUGCCUGAAUCCUCUCAGAUGAUGUUGCGAGGGGAUAUAAUGCUGAAGCAUCACCUAACAUCAGCUCAGGAAAGAGCUGAUCCACCAGGAAACAAGAUGAACUCAUUAAGGCAAGAAUCAACCAUGUUGAACACUCAUUUUGAUGGAUGCUCACGUAGCAAAGAGCAGUCCCAUGAUAUGGUACCAGCAAAUACACGGCAUGUGUAGCUUAGGAAUAACACCGAAGCCGGCGGCGCGCGAAGGCAGGAUGACGAUCUUGACGUAGUUUCAGUAAUCUAGCUAACCGGCAAGUCCGACAGUUCAAUCGUUGACCUCUCCGCCGCCGCGAUAUAGUACCACUACUGUUAAUUCUUGAAGCAGCCUGAGCGCUUCACCUGGUAGUAGUAGCUAGAGAGAAGAACCCUGUAAAAUAUCGCUCGUCAUCUGAUGCUCCUUUUUCCCGGUCCAUUUGAAGGCCUCAAGAGUCAAGACUAGCGGCAGGUAGCGAGACUAGUCUGCCAUAAUAUGUUUUAUGAUGAUGAGCAGCAGCACAGGCAGGUCUGCCGGGAACUUUUUGAAUUUUGAAACUAAAAAUCAUGCACAGGUCU